This is a messenger RNA of Miscanthus lutarioriparius, 1965 nucleotides long. The record is from the annotation of a GenBank genome assembly. NCBI's taxonomy places the organism in Eukaryota, Viridiplantae, Streptophyta, Magnoliopsida, Poales, Poaceae.
AUGUCACCAACCCGGAGUCCGUGGACGGAGGAUUACCAUGGACACACCCUCGAACUCGUUACCCGCUCCCCACCGACAUUGCGGCCCCACCAGUCAUCCUCUGUGACCUGUCCCCCACCAACCUUCUCCACCUCGCCACGGCGGUAUAAUAACCUGGCCUCCCCCAAAUUCCGCCACUCAGCAGCUCAGGCGAGCAGCGGAGCCGAGCAGAGCCUCGAAAUCCCGACCACCAUUUGCCCUCCGGCCCACGCGGAGUCGAUCGCUUCACCGGCGGCGAGGCCGAUGGGUUCCGUCGCGGAGGACUCCGCCGCGGCAGCGGCAGCGGUAGCGGCGGCGUCGGUAGUGUUCCGCUCCAAGCUACCGGACAUCGAGAUCCCGCGCCACCUCUCGCUGCAGGUCUACUGCUUCGAGCGGCUCCCCUCGGUGUGCUCCCGCCCGUGCCUCAUCGACGGGCAGACGGGCGCCGUCCACACCUACGCCGACGUGGAGCGCCUCUCGCGGAGCGCCGCGGCGGCGCUGCGCGGGCUCGGGGUCGGGAAGGGCGACGUGGUGAUGAACCUGCUCCGCAACUGCCCCGAGUUCGCCUUCGUCUUCCUGGGCGCCGCGCGGCUGGGCGCCGCCACCACCACGGCCAACCCGUUCUACACCCCGCACGAGAUCCACCGCCAGGCGGCCGCGGCGGGGGCCAAGGUGAUCGUCACCGAGGCCUGCGCCGUGGAGAAGGUGCGCGGGUUCGCCGCCGAGCGCGGCGUGCCCGUGGUCGCCGUCGACGGCGCCUUCGAGGGCUGCCUCGAGCUCAGGGCCCUGAUGGACGCCGCGGAGCCGCUCGACGCCGACGAGGAGGUGGACCCCGACGACGUCGUCGCGCUGCCGUACUCCUCCGGCACCACCGGGAUGCCCAAGGGCGUCAUGCUCACGCACCGAAGCCUCGUCACCAGCGUCGCGCAGCAGGUGGACGGCGAGAACCCGAACCUCUACUUCAGCAAGGACGACGUGCUGCUGUGCGUGCUGCCGCUGUUCCACAUCUACUCGCUCAACUCGGUGCUCCUGGCGGGGCUGCGCGCCGGCUGCGCCAUCGUGAUCAUGCGCAAGUUCGAGAUCGGCGCGCUGGUUGAGCUGGUGCGCGCGCACGGCGUGACCGUGGCGCCCUUCGUGCCGCCCAUCGUGAUGGAGAUCGCCAAGAGCCCCCGCGUGGGCGCCCACGACCUCGCCUCCAUCCGCAUGGUCAUGUCCGGCGCCGCGCCCAUGGGGAAGGACCUCCAGGACGCGUUCAUGGCCAAGAUCCCCAACGCCAUGCUCGGCCAGGGCUAUGGGAUGACCGAGGCAGGGCCCGUGCUGGCCAUGUGCCUGGCCUUCGCCAAGGAGCCGUUCGAGGUGAAGUCCGGCUCCUGCGGCACCGUCGUCAGGAACGCGGAGCUGAAGAUCGUCGACCCAGACACCAGCGCGUCUCUGGGACGGAACCAGCCAGGCGAGAUAUGCAUCCGUGGCGAACAAAUCAUGAAAGGUUAUCUGAAUGAUCCAGAAGCGACAAAGAACACCAUUGAUAAGGAUGGAUGGCUGCACACUGGGGACAUUGGUUAUGUGGACGAUGACGAUGAGAUCUUCAUUGUUGACAGGCUCAAGGAGAUAAUCAAAUACAAAGGCUUCCAAGUACCUCCUGCAGAACUUGAGGCCCUUCUCAUCACACAUCCUGAAAUUAAGGAUGCUGCUGUUGUCUCAAUGAAAGAUGAACUUGCUGGCGAAGUCCCUGUUGCAUUCAUUAUACGGAGUGAAGGCUCUGAGAUUAGUGAGAACGAGAUCAAACAGUUUGUUGCAAAGGAGGUCGUGUUCUACAAGAGGAUCAACAGAGUUUUCUUCACGGAUUCCAUUCCGAAGAAUCCCUCCGGCAAGAUUCUUAGGAAGGACCUGAGAGCGCGGCUUGCUGUGGGCAUUCCGAUCAGUGACAACACACAGUCCGAAAGUUGA